Molecule: messenger RNA, 912 nt
Organism: Symbiodinium sp. CCMP2592
Lineage: Eukaryota; Dinophyceae; Suessiales; Symbiodiniaceae
Source: the annotation of a GenBank genome assembly
AUGAUUCCAGCAGUGAUGCGGAAUGAUCCCUGCCUGGCUGCUCGCCCGGAUAUGCGGCGUUCGAUGGAAGAGUGGUGGGGCGGCUCCUUGUGGGAUCCGCGUGACCCAUCGUCUGGAGAGUUCUUCGGUACCGACUUUACGUGUGGAUCGAGCAUGCGCGAUGUGCUUGCAGCUCUGCGGCUUUCGGAUGGCGAGAGCGAACGGCUGGCCUUGGCGGUUGCCGAGGGGGAUUUGGUCGAGGCUGAAAGGCUCCUUGCAGCCUCAGCGGAUGUGACCCCUGCCCUGCAUUUGGCGCUUCAGAUUGGGGCCGCCCCAGAGACCGUCGAGCUCCUAGCGGCCUGCUGCUCUCGGCUGAACGUGUGGCUGCCAGAGCCUGCCGUCGUGACGUGGGCUAGGGCCACUUGCCGAGCAGCGCUGAGCGGUCGGCCCCUGCGUGGGGCGACAGCCAAGCUGGACUCGCUGCUCCUGGCAGGCGCAGAUGUGAAUUCCAUUGGCAGGGGCUGCGAGACGGCACUUCAUAUCCUCGCACGAACGCUCCAGCUCCUGUGGCAGGAGUCGCAACGCUACUCUCUGCGAAGCAAGAGUCUUUCGCGUGAAAUUCAGGAGACUCAGCACGAGCUCAACAAGCUUUGGCAUGACCUCGUCUCACGAGGCGCGGAUGCGAGCAUGGCCGACGGCGAGAGCUCUUCUGCGCUUGAAAGGCUGUCUGCGACACAGUGCACGGAUCUCUUGGUCUCCAAACGGAGGACCUAUGCUAUGCGGCGCUAUCACCAUGCCAGGACGAAUCUGCAAUCUGCACGUGUCAAGGCUCGAUGUACAACUGGGUGCCCCAAGUCCCUUGGGUUCCUGGUACAGGGUUCGUAUGGAUUCGUCGUCCGGGUGGUGGGGCUUGUCUUGUCCUGCUCAUCGUAG